UACACCGGUCACACUGCUAGAAGAAUCUUAGGAUAGUUUAUUAUUAUGUGCUCACAACAAAUAUAUCAUCUCCCCUGAAACGGACAAUAGAACAAACAAAAUGCAGUUUUCCUGGAUGAAGGUGGCCAUAUACCUCUUGACUUUCCUCACAUACGCCUAUUCCGGCUACGGAUCCAGCACAAUAGUUCAUCUAAGGGAUGCCAUUAUUGCGGCGGAAGCAAUAUUCGGUGACGUGUUCAAGAACCUGAUUGUUCUGGUGCGCAAAUUUCGUACGGUUCAUGAGGUUUUCGAUGCGGCAGUGGACGAGAACUGCGUUUACCAAUGCCCCGCUCCGGAUAUCGGUGGACCAGCCCCUCGAGCGGUGCAGAAUAAGUUCUAUACCCCCACGGCGGAUGGCUGUGGAUCCUUGGGUUUAAGGAUCAGUACAGACUAUCUGCCGGCCAAGGAAAUGGAGACCUGUUGCAAUGACCACGAUAUCUGCUACGACACCUGCAAUAGCGACAAGGAGUUGUGUGACCUGGAUUUCAAGCGCUGUCUCUACAAACACUGUGAUAGCUACGAAAAGUCCAUUGCCAGCGAUCUUAUGAUAAAGGGAUGCAAGGCGGCUGCCAAAAUGCUAUUCACGGGCACUCUGACCCUGGGAUGUCGUUCGUUUUUGGACUCCCAGCAGAGAUCCUGCUACUGUGCUCCGCCGAGGACAUCCUCCUCCUACAAUGGCAACAAACAGGGGAACAGCCGGGAGCGACAACAGCGCCAAAAGUACGGCUGGAAGGAUCGGAACGAGAUAUAGUACAGGAUCACUUAUUUUGAGGGUGCGGGGCACAAGGGGUAUCUGAAUAAGUGCGCGUUAAAUGUUGUCGUUAUCCUGUGUUGUGUUAGUUUAUGAAAGGCUGUCCAUAUCCUCUGGAUUGUCCUUUGACGAAUUUCAUAAUUGUAUACCAAAUAGUGGCAUGCAAACGGUCCAGACUGUUAAAUACAUUGAUAUUUUUACCUAUAAUAUAUAUACUAUUAUAUAUCUA
Drosophila ficusphila is the source of this 1019-nucleotide messenger RNA. RefSeq names its product group XIIA secretory phospholipase A2 (gene GXIVsPLA2). Bases 101 to 790 code for a protein of 229 amino acids. Gene Ontology annotation, molecular function: A2-type glycerophospholipase activity; calcium ion binding. Gene Ontology annotation, cellular component: extracellular region. The transcript is spliced from 3 exons. Gene Ontology annotation, biological process: lipid catabolic process; arachidonate secretion; phospholipid metabolic process. Lineage: Eukaryota; Metazoa; Arthropoda; Insecta; Diptera; Drosophilidae. The record is from RefSeq and is a predicted model, not a curated record.